AUGUCACCGUCGCGCACAGAUCCCCCAGCCAAACGCCUUCGUGUCGUUGUCGUCGGCGCAGGACUAGGCGGCCUCGCUGCCGCCAUCGCCAUCUCCCGGACUGGGCUCGCAGAGGUACAAGUGCUCGAAGCUGCAUCCAAGCUCGGUGAGCUAGGUGCCGGCAUCCAAGUCAGCCCAAACUGCUCGCGUCUCUUGAUCAGAUGGGGUGUCGACAAGUACCUCGCCGACAAUGUAGUUCUGCCCAGGUACGGCAGAGUCAUCAGAUGGCAGAACGGCGAGGUCUUGGCCCAGGCGCCGAUGAUGCCGCAGAUCCAGGAGAAAUACGGCUUUCCACACUGGCAUGUCCAUAGGGCGGACUUGCACGAGGCUCUCAGGAAGAAAGUGGAGGAGCUGAAGAUCCCCAUCAAGGUCAAUGCCAAGGUCAUCGGUGCGGAUGUCGAUGACGCCAGCAUCACGCUGCACACGGGCGAGAAGAUUAACUGUGACUUUAUCGUUGGAAGCGAUGGGCUACGGUCGUCGAUGCGCGAGGUGGUGCUAAAGGGCGAGGAAGCCGCGCCGCCUUUCGUGACAGGGGACUACGCCUACAGGUUCACAGUGCCUACGGAAGACAUGGCAGGUGACCCUGUGCUGGCGGACUGCGUCAAGACACCCAUGGCCAUUGGAUGGUGGGGACCCGGAAUGCACGUUGUGGGCUACAAGUUGCGGAACGAAACCAUGUUCAACGUCGUCACUGUGUUUCCUGACGACGGAACCAUGGACAACACGUACAAGAUGGAAGGUGAGAUCGAGCACUUGAAGGAGCUGUACAAGGACUGGUGUCCGCAGGUCAAGGCCUUGCUCGACCGCGCAAGGCCGGGCACAGUCACGAAAUGGAAGUUGAUGGACCUGCCUCCCUUGCAGAGGUGGCAUCGAGGCAAAUUGGUGCUGAUAGGAGAUGCUUGCCAUCCAAUGUUACCUUACCAGGCUCAAGGCGCAUCGCAAGCCAUCGAGGACGCCGCUGCUUUGGCGCAGUGUCUACGACUGUUGCCUCUGCGGGACGUAGGUCCUGUAUUCCAGCAACUCAGGUACUCACGAGCCACGCAAAUCCAGAAAUUCGCCCGCGAACAGCGCGGCAAGAACCACAUGCUGGACGGGCCGGAGCAAGAAGCCCGCGAUGCCGCCAUGAAGGAUGCAAGCACGGCGGCCAGGUCUGCGUAUGCUUGGACUUGGGCGGCUGAGGAUGGCGAACCUCCAAAACCUUGGAACGAAGGGUUGUUCGGGUACGACGCUGAGGAGGAGGCACUGAGGAGGAUCAGGAAACUUGGAUAUUCUGUAGAUGACGAGUAG
Cladophialophora yegresii CBS 114405 is the source of this 1326-nucleotide messenger RNA. RefSeq lists its product as uncharacterized. Gene Ontology annotation, biological process: secondary metabolite biosynthetic process. The record is from RefSeq and is a predicted model, not a curated record. NCBI's taxonomy places the organism in Eukaryota, Fungi, Ascomycota, Eurotiomycetes, Chaetothyriales, Herpotrichiellaceae. Bases 1 to 1326 code for a protein of 441 amino acids. Gene Ontology annotation, molecular function: FAD binding; monooxygenase activity. The transcript has 2 exons.